This is a messenger RNA of Caretta caretta (loggerhead turtle), 3168 nucleotides long. It is a transcript of the gene E2F4, whose product is annotated as E2F transcription factor 4. Gene Ontology annotation, biological process: regulation of transcription by RNA polymerase II. Gene Ontology annotation, molecular function: DNA-binding transcription factor activity, RNA polymerase II-specific; RNA polymerase II cis-regulatory region sequence-specific DNA binding; protein dimerization activity. NCBI's taxonomy places the organism in Eukaryota, Metazoa, Chordata, Testudines, Cheloniidae. Gene Ontology annotation, cellular component: RNA polymerase II transcription regulator complex. The record is from RefSeq and is a predicted model, not a curated record.
CCGUCGUGCCCCGCGGGCGGAAGCGGAAGCGGCGGGCGGACCGGAGGAGCCGGCGCGGGGAGGCAGAUGGCGGAGUCUGGGCCGCAGCCCCCGGGGGCCCCGAGCCGGCACGAGAAGAGCCUGGGGCUGCUCACCACCAAGUUCGUGUCACUGCUGCAGGAGGCCAAGGACGGCGUGUUGGACCUCAAGCUGGCAGCGGAUACGUUGGCAGUGCGGCAGAAACGGCGAAUCUACGACAUCACAAAUGUUCUGGAGGGCAUUGGGCUGAUCGAGAAGAAAUCCAAGAACAGUAUCCAGUGGAAAGGGGUGGGCCCGGGCUGUAACACCCGCGAGAUAGCCCACAAACUCAUUGAGCUGAAGGCAGAGAUAGAGGACCUGGAGCAGCGUGAACAGGAGCUGGAGCAGCAGAAGAUGUGGGUCCAGCAGAGCAUCAAAAACGUCACAGAAGAUGUACAGAACAGCAGGUUGGCCUAUGUGACGCACGAAGAUAUCUGCAAGUGCUUCACAGGAGACACCCUCCUAGCAAUUCGAGCCCCAUCAGGCACUCGGUUGGAGGUUCCCAUUCCGGAGGGCCUGAAUGGACAGAAGAAAUAUCAGAUCCAUCUGAAAAGCACAAGUGGUCCAAUUGAUGUCCUCCUCGUAAACAAAGAUGCUUUGAGCUCCCCCCCUGUGGUGCUCCCUGUCCCUCCCCCUGAAGACCUCAUUCAGUGCCAGCCAGUCGUGCCUGCUAAACCACAGAGGUCGCCUGUUGACCACUUCCAGGAGGCAUCUGUCCCCAGCAGUACGCACCCGUCCACGCCGACACCAAGCAGCACUCAGGACCACAGCCCGGCUGCACAGAAAACAACGAGCCCAGAUUGCAGCGUUUCAGCAACAGAGUCCAAGAGCAGCAGCGACUUCGACCCUCUCGGCUCAGUGGCCACUCCAGCCAGCCAGCAGGCGGUGUUAGAUACGCAGCCGCUCCAGUCAUCUGCCUCGCUAGACAGCAGCUCCGUCCUGCCCAAUCCCUCUACCUCCUUUGAGCCAAUCAAGCCAGAUCCCACAGAGAUGCUGGAACUUCCCAAAGAACUUUCGGAGAUGUUUGAUCCAACACGAGAAUGUAUGAACUCCGAACUGCUGGAAGAGCUGAUGUCAUCUGAAGUAUUUGCUCCCUUGCUCCGCCUCUCCCCUCCCCCUGGAGACCACGACUACAUCUACAACCUGGAUGAGAGCGAGGGCGUCUGCGACCUCUUCGACGUGCCUAUCCUCAACCUCUGACUCCCCGGUGCAGCGGCCGGGCUGGUGAACGGACUGUCUUGUAGCUGGCUUUGGAAAGUCUCGCUCUUCGGAUGCCUUUUGUGCUACUGCUGGAUGAGAGUCAGAGGGGCUCUUGGCCGGACUAGAACCAAGACAUGGACUUGCGGACUGGGAGCCUCGCCGUAGCGUCUCUCUUCUGGCGUGUGCAACACGGCGUCCUCGAGUUACCUCACCCUGCUGCGUCUCUGUCUCUCCACUGGAUCCUAGGCCUCUUUUGACAGGCUCCGUGUUUGAACCUUCCCCGUAAAGCUUUGCCCAUGUGCCUCUCAGAGCUUCCUCCCACCCGCAUGCCUUGGAUUUCCUGCACUUCCAGAGGCACUUUGCAUCUCCUAGGCAUCAGCUGCUAGACAGCGUCAUAGUAUGAUGGUCAGCUCCAAGCCCAGUUAGCUGAGCCUGUCAGUGUGCGGCAGCCUUGACUCCUCUCCAAGUAGGGUGGUCACGCUUGGCUGUGAAAAUUGGCCCUGUGAGCUCUGGUCCUCAGUGACUCCAGCUAGUUCAUUUGACAAGUGAAAAGCAAUUGGCAGCUGAGUUGAGUCAUGCAUUUGCGCCUCCCCCCCCCUCCCCCCCCCCCUCAAUUAGGCCUUGUUAGUUAAACCUCUGUGCUGAUGCAUGAAGAGGCUCUGUUCGCACUCCCCACCCUGGAGCUGUGCUGAGGGGCCAUUUUUUCUGACAUCUGGGAAUCAAUCUGUUCUCCCCACCUCACACUUGAGCCUGGGUCGGUGUGGCAGGAGGCGGAGGUGGACCCAUUCGGUAGCACUUUGCCAUGACAAGCUGGGUCUGUUUUGCUGACGUACAGAUAGCAGUGACCUCUGAGGCAGACCAAGCAUCUGCUCCAGGGCCGGGCUUGCCAGUGUGUUAGGGGUCCUUCCCCUGUGGCCCUAUGCCUUUGCUUUCCCUUCCUGAUCUGGUGGCAGGGUGCUACCUGGUGUGAUGCUCUCUCUGUGUCUCCCCCCUCCCGCCCAGCUUUUCCUCAUCGCUUGUUAAUGGAAGGUCUCCUGUAACUUUUGGCAAUGCGAGGUUCUCUGCCUCGCAUGCCUCUCUGCCUCUGAAUUUUGGUCGUUGGAAUAGAAAGCCCCUCUGCAGGUGGUGCAGUCUGUCUCUGGGUUUGCACUGUGUUUGCCAGGCUCUACCUCCCCUGAUUCUGGAUUUGAGAAAAUGUUCGCUUUGCACCUUUCUUGAACAUCCGACUGCAGCUGCUCUCCUGCUUCUGCUGGCCGCAGAGCUGCUAACACUGGGGCUGGAUCUAGAAAUGCUGCUGCUCUCAGCAAACAGGCUAUCCUCUAGCAGCUGUCACCCCCCCCCACCCCCCCCAACGGUUGACUGCUCCCAUCAGCCGCCUGGUCCCUCUGUAGGACAGAGCUGGCCCUGACUGCUGUCCAGCGAGAGGGAAUGAGUCGGGAGAUCCCGUGUGGAACAAGCAUUGGAAACCCUAGAGGAGCAGGCUGCGGCCAGGGUGUCUCCUUUUCUGGUUCAGCUGCCAGCAGUGAGCAGCUAGCACUGGAGAGAGAGAUGAAGGUCCCAGAGGGACAACAGACCUCCAGAUCCACAUGCAUCAGUUCCUAAACAUCUCUCCUCUUUUGCAUGGGAGCUGCUUGGAACCUGGGGGGCCAGGGUGUGCAUUAGCCUAGACUCCAUGGCCUUUGUGAGUAGCUAGAGUUCUCUCUGUACUGCCUGGCCUUGCUCUCUCCUUCAAGCUGUUGAUUUCUUGCCAUCAGUUAGAUGAUGUUUGGAAAAGAUAUUUAGUGAGAAUUUACGGUAACAAAUGAACUUGGAUUCGUAUAUAAAGAUUAUUUUUAUACCUUUUGCAGCAAAAGAAAAUUGCCUGUAAUAUUUGUACAGUGUUCUCGGAGUGAAUAAACUGAACCUUUCAGA